This is a messenger RNA of Fraxinus pennsylvanica, 387 nucleotides long. Lineage: Eukaryota; Viridiplantae; Streptophyta; Magnoliopsida; Lamiales; Oleaceae. The record is from the annotation of a GenBank genome assembly.
AUGGCAAAAAGAUUUGAGAAACAUCAGAAUGAUGCUCUCGAGUUGGCGUUUGAAGAGUCGGUUCACCUAACCAAAGAGAAGAAGAUUGAGCUAGUGAGGGCUACAGGGCUGGAUAUGGAGCAAGUCACCAGCUGGUUCAACCGGAAAAAAGCACGCAAACGUGCUAGGGAGUCAAUAGGGGACUUGGAGCGAACCAAUGCAGAGCUCCAUCAAGCACUAAAAGAGAGCCAAGAAAAGGAAGCCAGGCUCCAAAGGGAGCUUCAAGAGAGCAGAGUUAGGGAAGCCGAGCUUGAAGCCAAAAACCAGCAAUUGAAGCAACGUCUAACAAUUAUUGAAGGUGAUGUACAGUUUGAUUCUGUACUUAAAUUUCUGAAGGGGCGUCCAUAG